Molecule: messenger RNA, 1704 nt
Organism: Prunus persica (peach)
Lineage: Eukaryota; Viridiplantae; Streptophyta; Magnoliopsida; Rosales; Rosaceae
Product: protein NUCLEAR FUSION DEFECTIVE 4
Exons: 1
Coding region: 1-1704 (567 amino acids)
Cellular component (GO): membrane
Source: RefSeq, a predicted model, not a curated record
AUGAGCAGUUCUAUCAAUAGCAGCAGUAGCAGCAGAAGCAGUUGUGGAUUGUGUCCAUUUGCAGUGCAGGUGAUUAAGGGAAGAUGGUUCACAGUUUUUGCCUCUUUUCUCAUCAUGGCUGGAGCUGGUGCAACUUAUCUCUUUGGUGUGUAUUCAAAAGACAUCAAGUCCACUCUUGGAUAUGACCAAACCACCCUCAACUUGUUAGGCUUCUUCAAAGAUCUUGGUGCAAAUGUUGGUGUGCUCUCAGGCCUAAUUGGUGAGGUAACUCCAGCUUGGUUUGUGCUCCUUGUAGGUUCUGCUAUGAAUUUUGCAGGCUACUUCAUGAUUUGGCUUUCUGUGACUGAGAAAAUUGCCAAGCCUAAAGUUUGGCAGAUGUGUCUUUACAUAUGCCUUGGAGCCAAUUCUCAGAAUUUUGCAAAUACAGGAGCUCUUGUCACUUGUGUCAAGAAUUUCCCAGAGAGUAGAGGUGUUAUGCUUGGUCUGUUAAAGGGUUUUACUGGGCUCAGUGGAGCUAUUUUUACCCAACUUUACUUGGCAAUUUACCCGAAUGACUCAAAAUCUUUGAUUCUUCUAAUUGGGUGGCUGCCUGCUGCACUAUCAGUUGUUUUUGUUUACACCAUUAGACCAAUGAAAGCUGUUAAGCAACAAAAUGAGCUGAGAGUCUUUUAUCACUUCCUCUAUAUCUCAGUCUCCCUUGCAUUGUUCAUCCUGGCUAUGAGUCUCAUUCAAAAACAGGUUGCUUUCUCCCAAGCUGCCUAUGCCGGAACUUCCGCUGUCGUUUGUCUGUUCCUCUUUCUCCCUCUUGCCAUUGCAAUUAGAGAAGAGCUAGUCCUCUGGAACCUCAAGAAAAAACCAGUUGAUCCUCCAACUGAGGUGUCCAUUGAGAAACCACAAGAAAUUCAAGAAAUAAAGGAUGAUUCAGAUUUGCAAGUACAGAACACAAAGAGCACAACUUGUUUUGGCGACAUUUGCAAUAAACCAGAAAGAGGAGAAGACUAUACAAUUCUACAAGCACUCCUGAGCAUGGACAUGAUGAUAUUGUUCAUUGCAACAUUUUGUGGACUUGGGUCAAGUUUGACAGCAGUAGACAACUUGGGUCAAAUUGGUGAGUCUCUGGGAUAUCCAACCAAAACAAUAAAAACAUUUGUGUCCUUGGUGAGCAUUUGGAACUACUUUGGGAGGGUCUUUUCUGGGUUUGUCUCUGAAAACCUAAUCGUAAAGUGGAAGGUUCCAAGAACACUCAUGAUGACCUUUAUGCUUGUUCUUUCAUCUCUUGCCUACCUCUCCAUUGCCUUCCCAUUCCCUGGUUCAGUCUAUGUGGCAUCAGUGAUCAUUGGAGUUUCUUUUGGUGCUCAAUUGACAUUGCUUUUCACAAUCAUUUCUGAGCUGUUUGGCCUAAAGUACUUUGCCACAUUGUUUAAUUGUGGACAACUAGCAAGCCCACUUGGGUCUUAUAUUCUGAAUGUAAAGGUCACUGGGAUGCUCUAUGACAGGGAGGCAUUGAAACAGCUAGCAGAGAAAGGGUUGACUAGGUCAUCAGUGAAGGAGCUGACUUGCCUUGGGGGUCAAUGCUAUAGGCUUUCUUUCUCCAUUUUAGCUGCUGUCACAUUCUUUGGUGCUCUUGUUUCUCUGGUUUUGGUGAUGAGGACAAGAAAGUUCUAUAAAGGUGAUAUAUAUAAGAAGUAUAGAGAGGCUGCAUAG